CUUUGCGAAUCCGGUGUCCACUCUUCGUCGCUCCGCAGCGCCCUCAACACGUUGGACUCUUCGUCACGCCCAGGUUCUGCACGCGGUUCGGUGAUCUCGCAGGCUGUAGGUUCAUCAGAGUGUAGUUGAGGUGACACAUUCCCCCGAAUUUCUCGUAACUUUCUGGGUAAUCUUACGAAAAUAGAUAAUUUAAAAGCAAGGUUAGCUACAAAGAGGGAACUUUGGAAAAAGGACAGGUGGAAGCGACCGAAUCAUCACUUUUAUCACAGAAAAUCUUCUCUGGUGGCUGAAGGAUGGCUGUGCUGGCGGUUGCGCUAGCCCUGCUGCCUCUAGCGGCUGCGGAACUAUGUCCCGAGCAGGAACACCCUCGCUUCGAGUGGCUGGACUACGUGGUGCUCGCCGCCAUGCUCGUCGUCUCCUGCUGCAUCGGCUUCUUCUACGCGCUGUUCGGCAGCAAGCCUGAGACUUCAGCUGACUUUCUUCUCGGAGGCAGUGACAUGGGUACCAUCCCAAUGGCCAUGUCUCUAGCAGCAGGGUUUAUCACAGCCAUUGAGCUGUUAGGAAACCCGUCUGAGAUGUACACAUAUGGCACACAAUUUUGGAUGACAUGUGUUGCGUUCUUGGUAGUAGUUCCUAUAACCUCGUACUUGUACCUGCCUGUCUAUAUGAAGCUGCGGUUGACAUCCUGUUAUGAGUAUUUGGAGCUGAGGUUUAACAAGAAAAUAAGGGUUAUAGCUGCAGGACUCUAUGUAUUACAAAUGGUGCUAUAUACUUCAGUAGCUGUAUAUGCUCCAGCCCUAGCACUCAGCCAUGUUACUGGAUUAAACACCUAUAUUGCGGUCACUCUGGUGUAUGUUGUCUGCAUUUUUUAUGCUUCUCAGGGGGGGAUGAAAGCUGUUAUAAUGACAGACACUUUCCAAGCUGCAGUUCUAAUCCUGUCCAUAGUAGUCAUCAUCAUACUGGGCCAGGGGUUGGUCGGAGGAUUCAGCCAUCUUGUCAACGUCAACUAUGAGUCCGGCAGAAUUGAAAUAUUUCAACUGAACCCGAAUCCAACAGUGCGACACAGUGUGUGGUCUGUGGUGAUUGGAGGCACUGUAUAUUGGACCACAAUGUUCUGCUCCAAUCAGGCAUCCAUCCAGAAAUAUCUCUCAGUUGAAUCCAUCUCGCAAGCUAGGAAGGCUUUGUGGGUGAGCAGUAUCUCACUGAUAGUAGUGUUCAGUAUCAACUUCUACACUGGCAUGAUCAUGUACGCAGAAUACAAAGACUGUGAUCCACUUUCAAAUAGGGUGAUUUCUGCGUCUGACCAGCUACUGCCAUUGUUUGUUAUGAACACUCUAGGACACCUACAGGGUAUCCCGGGCUUGUUUGUUGCUGGAAUAUUUGCUGCAUCAUUAGGGACAGUUGCAUCAGCUGUUAACUCCCUGGCUGCUGUCACUAUCCAAGAUUUCCUGCACGGUGUAUUUGACUACAAGCCUGAGGAAAACAAGGGUGCCUCACUCUCCAAGUGGAUAUCAGCUGGUUUUGGUGUCCUCAGCUUCCUGCUUGUCUUCGUGGUGGAGCAGCUUGGCAGUCUACUACAGGUAGCAUUGAGCUUCAAUGGAAUGGCUGGAGGAAUAAUGCUGGGCCUGUUCUCUUUGGGAAUGUUCUUCCCCUGGGCCAACUCAAGGGGGGCACUGGUGGGCUCCUCGGUUGCUAUGGCUCUGGUGGUGUGGAUAGGUGUCGGCACUCAGAUCGCCCAAACAAGAGGUUUUAUGUCAGCUGAACCCAAGCCAACAUCACUAGAGAGCUGUAACUGCAGCAUUAACUACACACUUCCUUCCCCAUCAUUCAGUUCUGAUGAAGUGUUUGUGCUGUAUCAGAUUAGCUACCUGUGGUACUCUGUGAUUGGCCUAGUAGUGACGCUGGUGCUGGGACUGGGUACCAGUCUAGUGUACCAACCUCAAGAUCCAUGCCGCCUCCAUCCUGAUCUCAUCUCUCCCCCUGUCCUGGCUUUGCUCCAGAGCCUACCCAACUCUAUAAAGGAAUCUGUCGGCCUACCAGUUCAGUCAAAAGAAGCACCAGAAGGCACACUGAACUCCAAGAAAAAACAAACAGAAAUGAAAGGAAUACCUAAUCCGGGACUGGUCAUGGACAAUGAAACGGUUUGAUUGCUCCAUGGAACCAAGCGUAUUUUAAACACUAACAACAGGAUAUAUUAAUAGUACAAAGCCUAUAGUAUAGUACAUAGCCUAGUAUAGUAAUGCAAUAGUACGAAGCAACAGUAUUACUCAGUCUCUGAAUGUGCCCUUAUCAUUUUAUACAUUUGAUAAACCAAAAACUGUGAUAAGUAAUAGUUUUCACUGUCGUGUAGUGAGUUAUAUAUAGUGUGUUAGUAUUUAGUGCUCAGUUACUUUAAGUUGUAGUUGUACUCUACGUGUUUGUAAAACAAAUUCGCUAUGAGUUAAAAGCAGUACUGUAAAUGUGUGAAGUAGGUUGUAUAAAGAUUUUCUUCUGCUGUCGAUAUAUGUAAUAUGAAUGAUAUGCUGUAUAUCGGAACUAAAUACGUCAUAUUUGUAUGUAAUUUUAGUUAAGAAAGAUGGUAGUCACUGUUCAUGUAGAAGUAACUAAAUCUUUUCUCAAUAAGUACCUACUUUAAGCACAUGUCCUCCCUGAGAGUUCAUUACCAAGUAGUGAAGUUGAUCUAAAUUUUGCGAUUAACUAUUUUGAAAUGUUCCCACCAUCUUUCUAAGUCAAAAUCAAAAUUUCUACUGUCAUUUUUAUUGUUUUCUAAGAUUGCUUUUCAUUAAUUUUUUUUUUGUAGACUCUUCCAAUAAAUAGAUUACUUUGUCUAUCACAUUUUGUUAGUCAUUUGUAAAUUUAAUAAUAUUUAUGAGAAGGUCAAAACAUUUUAAUCACUGAUUUUCAAUUUUCAUUCCUGAAAUUUAAGGGAUAAAGUAUUUGAAUAUCAGGACUUCAUAUUUCAUAAUCAAUAGAGACAAAAAUGUACUGCACGUACUUUUUAAGUACUUUGCGUCCCAAAAAUGUUCUCUUGUUGUAUUAUUUUAAUUUUUAACAACUUGUUAAACCUUUUGUAACAUCAAUGUAGGAAUGUACAGUAUGUAAAAUAAAUAGAUUUUUGUAACAUUUGUUUAAAAGAAAAGCCACUCUCCAAACCCAUUCCACAGAUUCAAUUUACUGCACUAGGUUGCAUGCAGUAAUGGUUUUCCAUUAUUUUAUAUGUCUUCAAGUUUUUUAGACUUUUCAGUGCAAAAAUUAAAGUAGCUGGUGGUAAAAUUGUUAUGAUAUUACAAUUAAUUUUAUUACAAUGCUCUUCAUUUAACAAUAUUUAUUUUGGAAACAAGUAAUUAAUAGUAAUUUAAUAUACUUUAUACUAGGAGUUAUUAAACUUUAAAACUUAAAUUGAUUAAUAACGCUAUUUACUAAUUUUACUUAAGGCAUUUUUAGGCAGUUAGUUUAAAGUAAUAAAAGAAACACCAAACAGAUCAUAAUGUAUUACUGUAUUUCUGAUAACUAUUCUUCUGUAUCACAAUAGUAACAGAAACAGUAAUACUCCAACAAAUACAAUAUUCGGGUCACUAUUUGGAGGAGGAGAAGAAUGUUGGUUGCAAAAUAUUGUAUAAAUUUAAUUCUAAUAAAUUAGAAAGUCUCGGAUCAGAGAAAAUAAACAUUACUUUAAUAUACUAUACAAUAUUGCUUUUGAGUGCUGUAAGUUUUCAUUAAUUGUUCCAGAAUAUAAGGGAGUGGGCUAGGAACCACUCAAUUAACCACCUAGUUCUGUUUUUCAAGUCAGUUAUUCAGAGAUUUGUGUUUCAUUCUUUAUAAAUUUAAAUAGUAGUUCAUAUUGCAGUAUGUUUUAAUAUAAUAGAUCAAUUUUAAUUUACUGGAUGUAAUAAGUUAUUUAAAAAAAGUAAUUUCUACAGUCAACACAUACACGAGCUGUGCUCCUAUUAUUUAUACAUACUGACUUUGGGCAGCUGAAUCUUGUAUUUCAUUGUUCUACUUUUGCAUAGAGCACUGUGGUAUAACAGUUUAGAAAAACAUCAAAAUAAAAUAUGUCAUUUUGUAGAAAUGUCUAAAUUUCCAACUUUUUCUGUAAAUAAUUAAUUAACUUGUUUUAUAAAGUGAUGAUUACUUCAUAAGAAGAAACUUCUGAUGUAAUCAAAUUUUCAAAGUUCUGUCAUGUUUAUAGACUUCAUCUGUGAUAUUUAUCUUAUAGACUUUAAUAUAUUUGAAAUACUGUUAAUUUAUUUUAAAAGAACUUUAUACGUUAUUUUUUAUGAAAUUGACAAUUAAGUUUUAACUUAUACAAAUCAACCAACAAAUUUUAGUUUUCAAACUUUACAUUUUUCUAGGAUAAUCAAGUAGACCAGCAAACAAGUAGCUUGGGAAUCCCUCACAUUGUGCUGAUUCAUUAUAUUGAUUGUUUAUAUUUUAGUAUAAAUAUAUAUUUCAUUAUCUACAAAUUCAAUACAACAAAAUAUUUCUUUUAAUUAAUGAAGAAGACUAUAGGUGGUAAGUAAUUUAAAUGUUUUAAACAUAUUUUAUUUUGAACUAUCAUUAUUAUAUUAACCACAUACACUUUUUACUUUAGCAGAAAAAUUACUUAACUACAAUGUAAUCAAUCAUAAUUUUGUAAUGUAUUGUUACAAUACUCUGUGCUAUUAUCAAUUGUACAAAAAUAAAACUAUUCGUAAGGAGAAUAUGUAAAAGGUUCAGUUUUCCAAAUAAUAUUGUGCAUCUUUUGAAGAAUAAUAAGAAAAGAACCGAAACUCCCCUUCUGAUAAUAUUUUCAUAUCCUGGACAGAUAUUAGAAGAGGGACUGUUUCAUGAUUCUCUAUAUUUGUGUUUACUAGAUAUAUUUAUAACUAGUAACAAUACACAUACACUAUAAAUAAUGUAAUGGUCUUUACCUGUUUCUUGAUCCUUCAAUUAAUUUUUAAAUUUUAUAUAUUUUAUAUUAAAUGUGUUUCAUCUAAAUUCUA
Molecule: messenger RNA, 4982 nt
Organism: Homalodisca vitripennis (glassy-winged sharpshooter)
Lineage: Eukaryota; Metazoa; Arthropoda; Insecta; Hemiptera; Cicadellidae
Product: sodium-coupled monocarboxylate transporter 1-like
Exons: 15
Coding region: 294-2147 (617 amino acids)
Biological process (GO): transmembrane transport; sodium ion transport
Cellular component (GO): membrane
Molecular function (GO): symporter activity
Source: RefSeq, a predicted model, not a curated record